Messenger RNA from Colletotrichum chrysophilum, 1686 nucleotides. RefSeq lists its product as uncharacterized. Lineage: Eukaryota; Fungi; Ascomycota; Sordariomycetes; Glomerellales; Glomerellaceae. The transcript has 3 exons. The record is from RefSeq and is a predicted model, not a curated record. The coding region runs from base 1 to 1686 and encodes 561 amino acids.
AUGGUCUACCCAUUGGACUAUCUCCAACACCGCCGUGACUGCAAAUUCAAGCAGUCAGAACGCGCGGAUAGGAUCAGCCGCCUCACAGCCUACCAGGGCCCUUUCUCAUCUCAAGACCGCCAGAUCCUAGACAGGCCCAUCGGCGAGCUCGUACAAGAUGUCCACAGGACCGUCCUGAAGCCAAUUGACAUCCUGAAAACCUACGGCAAGGUCGCCCUCAAGGCUCAUGAGCGCACGAACUGCCUCACGGAGAUUAUGAUCUCGGACGCCGAGAAGUGGGUUGAGGACGGCUCGAUCAACAUGAAGGGGCCCCUGGCUGGCAUCCCCGUCAGCCUCAAGGACACCAUCGUGGUGGGCGGCUACGACACCACCGUUGGCUUCAGCAGCUUCGUGGGGAACAAGACGCCGCUGGACGGCCCUGUGGUGCGGCUGCUGAAGGACGCCGGCGCGGUGCCGUACGUCAAGACGAAUCUGCCCAUCACCCUCCUCAGCUUCGAGUCCACCAACGACGUCUGGGGCCGGUGCACGAACCCGCACAACACGAAGUACUCCCCGGGAGGCUCUACGGGCGGCGAGAGCGCGCUGCUGGCGAUGGGCGGACGCAUCGGCAUCGGCAGCGACGUCGCCGGCAGCGUGCGCGCCCCCGCUCACUUCUCCGGCUGCUACAGCCUCCGCUGCUCGACGGGCCGCUGGCCGAAGCUGGGCUUCUGCACGAGCAUGCCCGGCCAGGAGGGCGUGCCCUCGGUGUACAGCCCCAUGACGCGGACCCUCGACGACCUGCGGUACUUCACCCGCGCCGUCGUCGACAUGGAGCCGUGGAAAUACGACUACAGCGUGCACCCACUGGCGUGGCGGGACGACGUCGAGAAGGAGUACCUUGAAAAGCCCAGGCUGCGGGUGGGCGUCAUGCGCACCGACUGCGUGGUCGACCCCAGCCCGGCGUGCCGCCGCGCGCUCGAGAUGGUCGAGGUCGCGCUGCGGAAGGACGGCCACGAGAUCGUCGAGAUCAGCCCGCCGUCGCCGUACGAGGCGCUCAAGACGGCGGCGCUGGCGCUCAACGCCGACGGGUGCAAAAUGUUCGACUCCUUCUUCCGCGCCGGCGAGUGGAACGACCCCGGCGCCGCGCAGAUGAAGUUCCUCAUGAACCUGCCCGGCCCGCUGCGGUACGCGUACUACCUGUGGGUGAAGUACGUCCGCCGGGACGCCAUCUGGGCGGACCUGAUCCGCGACUGGCGCCCGCAGACGGCGUUUGAGAACUGGAAGCUCGUCGCGCGGAGGGAGGCGCACCGGCUGGACUGGUUCAACUGGUGGAACAAGGUCGAGGUCGACUUCCUCAUCACCCCGCCCAACGCGACGCCCGCUGUGCCGCAUGACGGUAUGAAGGACGCCUGCAGCAGCUGCGGGUACACUUUCCUCUUCAACCUGCUCGAUUACACCGCCGGCGUCAUCCCCGUGACCCACGUAGACAAGGACCUAGACCAGCUCCCUGCGGACUUCAACAUCAAGAAGCUGAACGGCAUCGCUCAGGGCGCGUAUAAGCUGUACAACGCCAAGGACAUGCACGGUCUCCCCGUUGGAGUUCAGGUCGUCGGCAGGAGGUUGGAGGAGGAGAAGGUUCUCUCCAUCAUGAAGAGGGUCGAGGAUGCUUUGGGAGAUGACAAGUACAAGCUGCUUGAGAUUGACUAG